This is a messenger RNA of Trichomonas vaginalis G3, 1287 nucleotides long. RefSeq lists its product as uncharacterized. Lineage: Eukaryota; Parabasalia; Trichomonadida; Trichomonadidae. The record is from RefSeq and is a predicted model, not a curated record. Bases 1 to 1287 code for a protein of 428 amino acids. The transcript has a single exon.
AUGGAGUAUAAAGAGGAUUUCGUCCAAGAUACGAGAUUUGUUGAACAAAUUCUUCAGAAAAAUCCCGAUUCAGAAUUUCAAAAUUCUAGCAAUAGUACAAUUUAUAAGGCUUUUACAAAAUCAAUUGAUAAGGCCUAUAAAUAUAAUAAUUAUGGACAAAUUUAUUUAAAAGGUGUUAAUGACGCCUUGGAGAAUAUAAAAAAUGUUGGUGAUCCAUUUGGUUUAAUUUUUACAAUUCUUGAAGACGUCAUUAAUAAUUACAAUAGAUCAAUUGUCGGAGAAUUCUCAUAUGAUGCAAAUUCAUUUGAAGAUGGGGUUUUACAUUUAUCAAGAUCCAUGGAAAUGAAUGGAGAUGGGCAUUGCUCAGCUUGUUUAAAUCAUGGAAAAAUAGUUUUCAACAAAAAUCCGCAGAAAAGUAAUUCGUGGAAUUCAUUUUUUUCGUUGAUAAAAAAUGAGUACGGUGCUUAUGAUAUAGAUGCUAUUCUUCCAUUAACAUUUGUUUCAAUACUUUUUCAUAUUUUACCACCUGAUUCUCUCGAAGAUGUUCUUGAUUUAGAUUUAUCGUUUGACUAUUCUGGUGAUAUAACAAGAUUUGAAAAUAUAUGCCAUUCAACACAUGAUUCAAAUAUUAUGAUUGAAGAUAUUCAUCGAAUCGAAUUUGAAAAGAGAAAAAAGACAAAAAUUACUGAGAUUAGCAUUGAUGACAUUUUUAACGGAUAUUCAAAUAGUGUUGAUGGUGAAUUAUUUGUGAAAUCUUUUAUUCUUUCAGAUGAUAUAUAUGACAUUGAAAUUCUUAAUGAAUAUUUUCCUGAUUAUCUUAAAUUUAGAGAAAAUGAUGAUUGCGGAAUCGAAUAUUAUGUUUCAUGGAUUCAAAAUGGAUGCGAGGAAAUCAAAAUUAAUCCAUAUAUGAAUAUUAAUGAUGUAUUAUCAGAAAGAGAGCGGUUGUAUAAUAAUCUCAACACCAUUUCAUCGGAAAAAAACACGAAUCCAAUUUAUAUUGUCGGCAUCAAUACGAUUAGGAGACUUUUUAUAGGACCAUUUGAUGAUUAUUUUAUUUCAAAACUUCAUUACAAUGGAGGUAUUAAUGAAACAAUUUAUCCAAUGGUUCACUUUUCACAAGGAAAUUUAUCUCUUCGACUAUUCUGGUAUAAUAUUAAAAUGUGUAUAUUUGACACAGAGGAAUGGAAAGAAUUCUUGAAUCUAAUUGAACCAGAUAUGCAUGCAUAUGUUAAUGGGGUUUUGACAUAUAUUAAUGAGUAUUUUAUAUUUUUAGAUAUUAGUAAAUAA